This is a messenger RNA of Elgaria multicarinata webbii, 2045 nucleotides long. RefSeq names its product innate immunity activator (gene INAVA). The transcript is spliced from 10 exons. Bases 207 to 2006 code for a protein of 599 amino acids. Lineage: Eukaryota; Metazoa; Chordata; Lepidosauria; Squamata; Anguidae. The record is from RefSeq and is a predicted model, not a curated record. Gene Ontology annotation, biological process: adherens junction maintenance; positive regulation of protein ubiquitination.
GCAAGACAGUGCCUGGAAGAGGGAAGCAGCCGACGGGUCGGAAGUGCAGCAGCCACUUGGAUAUAUUAGAACACUGGAACGAAUCUGGCACAGAUCUCUCUCCCCGAUUUGUCUCUCAAUACCAAGGACUUUCAAUCGAGGACUCAAUCCAACAGACAAUUCCAGGUGUGAACAUCCUGCAUUUUUCCAGCAUCCAGAGCUUAGUCAUGAAGAGUAAAAAUAAGGAUGAGACCAGCGACACGGACAGCGGGAUCAUAGUGCAGUCGGGACCAGACAGCCCCAUGUCUCCAAUGAAGGACCUGACCCAAGCCAUGAGGAAGCAGCAGAAGGCGCUGGAGGAGCGGUUGGAGGCCUGUGUACAGGAGCUGAGAAGGCUGUGUUUGCGCGAGGCGGAACUGACAGGAAUGCUUCCCACAGAGUAUCCACUGAAGCCAGGAGAGAAGCCUCCAAAAGUUCGCCGUCGAAUUGGUGCUGCUUUCAAAUUGGAUGAAAAGGCCAUUCUCUCAAGAGGAGCGGAUCCUCUGAGCACAUUGGAGAGAGACCUGGCCCUGCAGCUGCAGUUUGCCGAAGCUGCCCGGUGUCUCUCCCGGGAAGAGAAUCUCACCAAGCAGGUUCGGAAGCACCGGAAGAGUGCCGUGCUGAAGGAGGAAAAGAAGCUGAAGGAUUUAGAGCAAGCCCUCCACGAGUAUCACCUAGCAGCCAGGCAAUCGUCGCAACACAGGGCCAGUGCUCCAGCCUUAGAAGUGUUCUCUACCUCUGAUGAGACAUCUCUGUCAGAUGCUGCUGUGGCAGAAGAAGAACCCCAGGUGCUGGACCCUCAUCUUCCAUCAAAGCUCGCGACCUCAACUCACCUUCAGUCCCCCCACAGUUCUUCAGCUCUUCCUCCCCAUUCUCCCUUGCUAGAAGGACAGGCCCACUAUCAAGCCCUCAGUGUGGAGUCCUCACCCAUCCAGAACAGCCCCUGGAAAGAGACCAGUCUGGAUAAACCCUACGAGAAGCCUAAGAAAUCCUUCGAUGCCAGCAGCGUGCCAAGCAGUCCAGGCGUGAUGUCCCAACCUGUGCCCAGCCCUACCACUCAGAGGGUGGUUGAGACACCUUCAUGCCAUCUUGUUCCCACUAGGAGACAGGCUGGUUCUAGUGCUCCACCAACCCCAGAGUUCCUGGGAAGGAGAGGACAAUCUCAGCUCGUAAGGGUGUGUUCGUCUAGGGAAGGUUUGGAGUCUCGAGGAAGAAGUGCUUUGCCAAGGCGCCGCCCCACCUACUACACUGUCACUGUUCCUGAGUACUGCUUCUCUGUGCCCAAGUCCAACCCAGUCGUCAAACCCACCUUUCACUCUGCUUCUGAAGAUAGCAACUCAGACAUCUCCAGCGUCUCCUACACUACAUCUGCUGGCAGCAGCAGCCCUGACAUCUCCUUCCUGAAGCCAGCGCCCUCAACGCCCAGGGUGGACACCUUGCAGCCAUUCCAGAGCCAGGCCUGCAAGGGACAGGAAGCAGAAUACCACUGCCAGUGUGCUCAGAAGCUGCUGCUGCCUCCAGGCUUCUUCUGUGCCACAGAGUAUGUGGCUGACAGCCACCUGCCUGCGGGGAGGGAGCUCUGCCACAGCCGUCCACCUUUUCUGUCUGGCAGCUCUGCCCACUUCACCUACAAGGAAGAAGUGCCGGUUAGAUUCCACCGGUCAGUGGUUUCUCACAGCAGGGUGGUGCGUACGCCCUCCCUGAAGGACUGUCUCCCGAUGGGCCCCCGAACCCUCUCCAAGGCAGCGGUGACAGAAGAGCUGAAGUCAUGGCAUGAAAGGACCCGGCUGCGCAAUGCAAGGCCGCAUUCCCUUGACCGGCAGGGGGCCUUCCGCAUGCGCAGCGGGCCAGGCAGAGAGCUGCGCUCGACAUACUCCAUGGGGCAGCAAGUUCAGGUACCUUGUAUACAUAUCCUGAAACGCUCUCCUGAAGGAGCCCCUGUGCAAGUCUAUGUGCCAGAAAAUGGAGAAAUCGUUACUCAGGUCUAGAGGCCACCGAAUCGAUCUAUCCACCUCGCAGAAUUUGCG